CGGCGGAGCAUCUAAAGAGGUUUCGUGGGAAGGAUCCGGCUAUAUUCUGUAGCUAAAUACUCACUUUGAACAAAUACUCGUGCAGAGAUGGUUCUUCAGCGGAUUUUUCGUGCUGUCAUCAUGGGACCUCCGGGGUCGGGCAAAGGAACUGUGUCUGCGCGGAUAACCAAAACUUUUGGACUGAAACACAUUUCUAGUGGGGACAUUUUGAGAGCCAACAUCAAUGCCCAAACCGAGCUCGGCCUGUUGAUGAAGUCCUCUAUUGAUCAGGGUCAGCUGGUACCCGAUGACGUAAUGUCUCGUCUCAUACUCAGCGACCUGAGAGCGAUGGAUCAGAGUAGCUGGCUGAUUGAUGGUUUCCCUCGUACCGUAUCCCAGUCCGAAGCUCUGGAUGACGCCUACCACGUGGACACAGUCAUUAACCUCAAUGUACCUUUCCAGACCAUAAAACAGAGGCUCACCUCACGCUGGACUCACCUGGCCAGCGGUAGAGUCUACAACAUCGAUUUCAACCCUCCUAAAGUCUCUGGUUUGGAUGAUGUGACGGGGGAGCCUCUGGUCCAGAGGGACGACGACACGCCAGAGACGGUCAUGCAGAGACUGAAGGCCUAUCAAAUCCAGACGGAGCCUGUCUUAGAGUACUACAGGAGCAAAGGCAUACUGGAGAUCUUCUCCGGGACAGAAACCAACAAGAUCUGGCCGCACGUCGAGGCUUUCCUCCACAGGAAACUCUCCCCCGUCAAACAGAAAGUUGUAUAGAAAGCCUGAACAGAUGUUGGAGAGAAGAGUUAACCGUUUACUCCCAAAAACCACUCUGUCCAGUCAGCUGCCACUUUGUGUAAAACAAGAGGAGUGCCAUCUGUGUAAUGAUAUAUUCUGAAUAUUCAAUAGGAGGACCAAGCUCAUGCAGUUAGUCAGGAAGUAAAGAUUAGAUUGCAGAUAUUGUUGGAGAGAACGCCACCGUUUCCACAAUGUUGCUGGAAUUAGCUUUAGAAUUUAAAGAUGGUCUCUUUAUUGAACAAUGUGCCUUAAAGCCAGAGGACUUCACUGAAUCAAAUGUCAAGGUCUUUAACUGUAGAUUAGAAUAUAAUUGUUUCAUUUUUAGCUUUUGUAAAUCGCAAUCAUGAUUUCUUUUCUCAGUUGAUUGCAGCGACAAUAAUAUGAAUGGGACGAUAAAAUGAAUGGGCCCAAGCAAUAAGAUAUUUUGAGCUAAAGAGACUUUCCUGCAUUUUGCCCUAAAAAAUCAUUUGAUAACAAUAUUCACAGUAUUUUUGUCCAAGUAUCACAAAUGCAUGGAGUACUUGCGACUGUUUCUUGCACAACGGGUUAUUAUUAGAGGGAAUUGUUGAAUUGAAAUGUUAAACAAAUCACUGUAAGUUCAGUUUUGCACUAGAGGGCUUGUUGCUGCCUUUUAAAGAUAACAAAUAGCACAGUGAAUGUAGUUUGUUGAUACUUUUACUGAAGAUGGACCACAGAUCGAAUAAUGUAUAAACCACACUUAUAUAGAAUAUUUUUUAUUUCUUAAUCAAAUCAUCAUUGUGUAACAGCUUGUUUUAACCACCUUAAGUCUUAAUCACGAUGCCUCUGAAAUACAAUGUUUCCAUUUUAACCAGACACUCCUUGUUAUGACGGUCUAUAAAUGUAUAUUGAUAUUUGCCAUUUAAUGUGACUUGACAGCUGAAAACUUGAUUGAAAAACUGAAGUAACUUAAACAUUUUCAGCAGUUUGUACAGGGAUAUUGUUCGAAGAUAUGACAGACUUCAAAGUGGAUCUGCAGUUUGAUGUUUUUGUACUCGCGUCUUCAGAAUAUUUCACCAUGUUAAAAGCUACAGAAAUGAUAACUUACCCUUCAAAUGUACUGAAUAAUGUUUCCUGAAAUGUACUGUGUGUAUUUCUUACAACACUUGAAUACAAUACUUAAAAGUACAUCUACUCUUCACAGACAACUGUCUCAUGUAUAUUUAAGCCACAAUAAACUUCUGAUACUAGUAACUCCA
Pseudoliparis swirei is the source of this 1997-nucleotide messenger RNA. It is a transcript of the gene ak3, whose product is annotated as adenylate kinase 3. The coding region runs from base 88 to 759 and encodes 223 amino acids. Gene Ontology annotation, cellular component: mitochondrion; cytoplasm. The transcript is spliced from 5 exons. The record is from RefSeq and is a predicted model, not a curated record. Gene Ontology annotation, biological process: nucleobase-containing compound metabolic process. NCBI's taxonomy places the organism in Eukaryota, Metazoa, Chordata, Actinopteri, Perciformes, Liparidae. Gene Ontology annotation, molecular function: ATP binding; AMP kinase activity.